Messenger RNA from Suncus etruscus (white-toothed pygmy shrew), 1207 nucleotides. It is a transcript of the gene OTULIN, whose product is annotated as OTU deubiquitinase with linear linkage specificity. The record is from RefSeq and is a predicted model, not a curated record. Gene Ontology annotation, molecular function: cysteine-type deubiquitinase activity. Lineage: Eukaryota; Metazoa; Chordata; Mammalia; Eulipotyphla; Soricidae. The coding region runs from base 97 to 1128 and encodes 343 amino acids. Gene Ontology annotation, biological process: protein linear deubiquitination. The transcript is spliced from 7 exons.
CGCUGGCUGGCGGACGGCGGUGACGGCCACGGCCGGGCUCCCCAUCCGGAGGGGUCAGGGCCCGGGGUCGGUCCGGGGUCCUGAGCCCGGCGGCCCAUGAGUCAAGACGAUAUGCCGCAGCCCGGGGCGUGGCGGGGCGCCGACAGCUCCGAGAAGCUGGCGUGGGAGGCCGAGGCCGCGUCUCUGGGCCCGGAGGGAGCCGUGCGGGGCCCGUCGGAGCAGGAGGAGGACAUGUAUCGUGAUGCGGAUGAAAUAGAAAAGGAGAAAGAAUUACUAAUACAGGAAAGGGGGUCAUCAGAUCUCAGAUUGAGCAUUGCCCCUGAAAUGGACAUCAUGGACUACUGUAAAAAGGAAUGGAGGGGAAAUACAGACAAAGCGACCUGUAUGAAAAAGGGCUACGAGGAGGUGUCUCAGAAAUUCACCUCCAUCCGGCGUGUCCGUGGAGACAACUACUGCGCGCUGAGGGCCACGCUCUUCCAAGCCAUGAGCCUUCCUUCGGAACUGCCCCCGUGGCUACAGGACCCGGAGCUCACGCUGUUACCAGAAAGACUCAUCAGCAGAUACAGCUGGAUCAAUCAGUGGAAACUCGGACUGAAAUUAGAAGGGAAGAGCGAAGACCUGGUUGACAAAAUCAAGGAGUCCCUCUCCCUGCUAAAGAAGAAGUGGACGGACCUGGCAGAAUUGAGCAUCCUGGAAGCAAGGCAGGUAGCUUGUGAUGAACUGUUCACAAACGAAGCCGAGGAAUAUAAACUGUAUGAAGCUUUGAAAUUCCUAAUGCUCAACAGAGCUAUUGAACUCUAUGAGGACAGGGAGAAGGGCAAGGAAGUGCCCUUCUUCUCUGUGCUGCUGUUUGCCCGUGACACAUCCAACAACCCCGAGCAGCUGCUGAGGAACCAUCUCAACCACGUUGGUCACACUGGUGGCCUGGAGCAGGUGGAAAUGUUCCUCCUCGCCUAUGCGGUGCACCACAGCAUCCAGGUAUACCGCCUGUCCAAGCACAACACGGAGGAGUUCGUCACAGUGUAUCCCACAGAUCCCCCCGAGGACUGGCCCACGGUGACCCUGAUUGCCGAGGAUGACCGGCACUACAACGUCCCCGUGAGAGUAUGCGAGGAGACCAGCCUGUGAGGGCUGAGCAGGCUCCCCGUGGCUCCGUGAGGCACAGACUGCAGCUUUUUCAUAAAAUAAAGAGUUUUGUACCUGAGGA